AAGAGGAUUGUUCAAUUUUUCGACAGGAAAUAAAUCAGUCUGGUUUUUUAUGUAUAAAAAUGGGAUAUCACAUGUCCUUUAAAGAUCUGAAACACAGAAAGAACCAACCUUUAUAUAAACAAUGGAUGCAAAACCUGAGAAUGAUUGGCAAGUUCAGGGCAGUGAUGAAGAAAAAUAUGACCCAGGGAAAAAAGGAAAUGGGGCAUGGUGCCCUCUUGCAGAGGAUAUUAUAAAACUAUAUGAAGCGUUGGCUAAAGAGAAAGUUUUAAAAUUGCAAUGGAAAUGUCCUGGAAGACAUUUACCAAAAGCAGAGAAAUCACAAGAAGAUGUGGAAAUGAAGGAAGAUGUGAAACCAGAGCCAGUUGAGCAACCCAAGGAGGACUCAAAACAAGUGCAGUCAACAGAAUUUGAUUUUGAUGAUGAUGACAUAGGAACAACACCAAAAGUCACACCGCAGCGACUACCUGGCAAUAGAACCCCAAGAACCCAGAAAAAAGUAGCAACUAUGGAUAAGAUCCUUCAGGAUGUAAUGAAGCAAAGAAUACAAAACUCAGCUGACCGGGAUGCAAAGCGUAGAUUUCAGCGGUCACCCCGAACCCCAGGGUCCACCCCUGUUAAACCGUCCUCUGGGUCCUCAAACAACAGUCCCUCAAAAGUCUCUACAGAGACAUCCUCAACAACUGCUGUUGGGACAAGUUCAAGUUCUAUGGUCACUCCUGUGACGAAUACUGAGAAUUCUGAGAUAAAACCGCAGGAAAUGGAGACUGCAUCCUCAACCGAAUCUCAAAAUACUGCAGUCAAGUGAUCAAUACAAUUAUUGCUACAUGCACUGAUAACAGUGACAAACACUUGUCUUCAAAUUCCUGCCCAGGAUUUGUGACAAAAGACGUUAUGCAAAGUUUGAGCUAGUCUUUAGGUUGAAUUUGUAAGAAAGAGUAUGACAUUAGUUUUGCAAAGUUAGCCAGGACUGUUUUUUUCUCUCAAGAAAGAGUGUCGUCUAUAAUCAUAUGUACAUGUAUGUUGAUUUAUUUAGUUAAGCUAAUUUUUUUCUGAUGGCAUUUUUCUGUACAUCAUUCAAUUAAAUUUUUCCUCUCUAUGAACUAGUUUCAUUGUCUACUUAUGAUGUUUUUUUAAUAUGAAAUAUGUCCAGGAAUAAACUUGUUACUAAGAUCAA
This is a messenger RNA of Magallana angulata, 1174 nucleotides long. RefSeq names its product PAXIP1-associated glutamate-rich protein 1-like. NCBI's taxonomy places the organism in Eukaryota, Metazoa, Mollusca, Bivalvia, Ostreida, Ostreidae. The coding region runs from base 122 to 805 and encodes 227 amino acids. The transcript is spliced from 5 exons. The record is from RefSeq and is a predicted model, not a curated record.